Plenodomus lingam JN3 is the source of this 792-nucleotide messenger RNA. Lineage: Eukaryota; Fungi; Ascomycota; Dothideomycetes; Pleosporales; Leptosphaeriaceae. The record is from RefSeq and is a predicted model, not a curated record.
AUGUCCCACAGCCACUCACAUGACAGCGCGUCACAUUCGCAUGCCGCAGCGGACCACGGCCACACCCACGAGAUCCUAGAUGGCCCAGGCAGCUUCAAUGGGCGUGAGAUGCCCAUGAUCGAGGGCCGAGACUGGGAAGAGAGGUCUUUUACCGUGGGCAUUGGCGGACCAGUCGGCUCCGGAAAGACUGCACUUAUGCUGGCUCUCUGUAAACGCCUUCGAUCCCGCUUCUCGAUUGCCGCCGUUACCAACGACAUCUUCACGCGCGAGGAUUGCGAGUUCCUCACAAAGAACAAUGCCUUACCCGCAGAGCGAAUUGUAGCCGUCGAGACUGGAGGCUGUCCGCACGCCGCAGUCCGCGAAGACAUCUCCGUCAACCUGCUCACCCUGACCAACCUCCACCGCAAAUUCGACACCGACCUCCUCCUCAUCGAAUCUGGAGGUGACAAUCUAGCCGCAAACUACUCGCGCGAACUCGCCGACUUCAUCAUCUACGUGAUCGAUGUAGCAGGCGGCGACAAGAUUCCACGCAAAGGGGGUCCAGGCAUCACACAAUCUGAUCUAUUGGUCGUCAACAAAAUCGACCUCGCAGAAGCCGUCGGGGCAGACAUCUCCGUCAUGGAAAGAGACAGCCGGAGAAUGCGUGAGGGUGGGCCUACGAUCUUCGCGGUGGUCAAGAGAGAUCAGGGCGUCGAUGCCAUCGUCGAGCUCAUUCUGUCCGCUUGGAAGGCGUCAGGUGCCGUCCAGGCACGCAAAGAGAAAUUCAACCCUACCUUGAUGCAGGAAAACUAG